Messenger RNA from Cucurbitaria berberidis CBS 394.84, 1005 nucleotides. RefSeq lists its product as uncharacterized. The transcript has a single exon. The record is from RefSeq and is a predicted model, not a curated record. Bases 1 to 1005 code for a protein of 334 amino acids. NCBI's taxonomy places the organism in Eukaryota, Fungi, Ascomycota, Dothideomycetes, Pleosporales, Cucurbitariaceae.
AUGUCACUACAUACCAUCCUAGUGUACUCGAACAUGAGCAUAAAGACGGAAAGACUAAGCGGGAGACUUGAAGUUGGCGGCUCCCCCCCAGUUGGCGGCUCCCCCCCAGUUGGCGGCUCCCCCCCAGUUGGCGGCUCCCCCCCAGUUGGCGGCUUCUCCCUAGUUGGCGGCUCCCCCCCAGUUGGCGGCUUCUCCCUAGUUGGCGGCUCCCCCCCAGUACAGCUAGGGUUGGCAGAUAGCAACAGACGAAUUGCUAGUUACGGUGGCAAACCCCUGACAGUGUGCUCCUCUUUUUCUACUUUAUCAUGUUGUGCCCUUCACGUGCGCUACGGUACACGCAACAUGCCUUUCUACCAACCAUUCGAAUUGUGGCCUGCCAGCGGACCUACUCCACAAGCCGAAGCCUUCACAAUGCCCCAGACCACGUUGCGAAACAUCUAUGAAAAGUGCCUCGAUCGGCGAAUGCAUCGUCCCUUCGAUGAAACCGUUCGGUCAAUGGAGGCACUCAUCACAACCCUUAUUAAGGUUUCAUAUGCCCGAGUUGUCUUAGGACUUACACCUCAGAAUAUCAGCAGUUCACUACAACUUUUUGAUAGAGAGACCGACAACGUAACAACAUACUCUACGAUUCAGAUAUCCUCCCUGGCGUCUGAGUUGGGCAUCAACAUUGGCGAAGGGCCGAAGUGCCCCAACACGCUCGGAUGGGUGCGACAAAUAAGCCAACUGCCGCAAUUUUCCGAUUUGGUUCAAGAACUGAACAAUUACUUUCAGCGAGACCACUUUACACCGGAACCUCAUCUACCUAAUUCCUUACCUCGCUUCUCUCACACUGGAAACUCGGCCAGGCUUAACGCGCGCCUCGCCGCGAAGGGAAGAUACCGGCUGCAUAGGCAUGUAUACGACCGACAUUUCGGACUGCGAACAGACACGGCUUGCCGCAGCAGUGGACAUCGGGCAGUAAAGUAUCGCGGAAGGUACAUGGACCGCGUUGCUAGUGUGAGGUAG